CGUCUCAAAAUGUUUCCGCAACCCGGGAAAUCGAUUGUCUUUGACAACUUUCCGGACCCGAGUGACACCUGGGAGAUCAUCGAGACCAUCGGGAAAGGGACGUACGGCAAAGUGUACAAGGUGCUCAACAAGGCGGACGGAAGCAAAGCGGCCGUGAAGAUCCUAGAUCCCAUUCAUGACAUCGACGAGGAGAUCGAGGCCGAGUACAACAUCCUGGAGGCUCUUUCUGACCACCCCAAUGUGGUGAAGUUCUACGGGAUGUUCUACAAGAAGGACGCCAAAUGUGGCGAUCAGCUGUGGCUCGUCUUGGAGCUUUGCAACGGCGGCUCGGUGAGCGACUUGGCCAAAGGCUUGCUGAAGAGGGGCGAGCGCAUGGACGAGGCCGUCAUUGCCUUCAUCCUGCAUCAGGCCCUCACGGGUCUCCAGCACCUGCACGCCAACCACACCAUCCACAGGGACGUCAAGGGCAACAACAUCCUGCUGACCACGCACGGAGGCAUCAAACUGGUCGACUUUGGCGUUUCCGCGCAGCUGACCAACACUCGCCUGAGGAGGAACACGUCGGUGGGAACGCCAUUUUGGAUGGCGCCGGAGGUGAUCGCGUGCGAGCAGCAGCCGGACUCCACCUACGACGCCCGCUGUGACGUCUGGUCGCUGGGCAUCACCGCCAUCGAGCUAGGCGACGGCGACCCGCCCCUCUCGGAGCUGCAUCCCAUGAGAGCGCUUUUUAAAAUCCCGCGAAACCCCCCACCCAGCCUCCACCAGCCGGAGUCGUGGUCCGCCGACUUCAACGACUUCAUCAGCAAGUGUCUCAUCAAGGACUUUGAGCUACGACCCAACGUGGACGACCUCCUCCGGCACAUCUUUGUCCGGCAGACGGUCGGCAAGGAGAAAACGCUGCAAAGACAGCUCGUCGAACUCGUCGAUCUCAACCGGCAAGCAGGAGUCGGCGACAAGAGCGGCCAUCGCGGACAAGUGGACGAAAGCGGAGACGCCAAUGAAAGGCACGAACCCAUCCACACCAAAAAAGGAAGCGACACCAAGACGGAGCGAGAUGAGGGCGACGAUCUCGCCGCUUUGGAAGUUCUGGACGAGAACUCGGUCAUCGAGCAGCUUGAACGGCGCUACGGCGAGGAUGGGAUCUACACCUACGUGGGAGACAUCCUCAUCGCCGUCAAUCCCUUCCGUAGAAUGAACAUAUACGCUCCUCAGUACAGUCAAAUGUACGUGGGCGCAAAGCGGACGGCCAACCCGCCGCACAUCUUUGCCGUGGCCGACAUCGCCUACCAGUCCAUGGCGUCGUACGAUUCCGAUCAGUGCAUCGUCAUCAGCGGUGAGAGCGGAGCGGGCAAAACGGAAUGCGCUCACCUGCUCGUGCAGCAGCUCACCGUCUUGGGCAAGGCCAACAAUCAGUCCCUCCAGGAGAAGAUCCUGCUGGUCAACAGCCUGCUGGAAGCCUUCGGAAACGCCCGCACUGCCAUCAACGACAACUCCAGUCGCUUCGGCAAGUACCUGGAAAUGAAGUUCACCGCCGGAGGGACGGUGGUGGGCGCCAAGAUAUCCGAGUACCUGCUGGAGAAGUCCCGGGUCGUUCACCAGGCUGUGGGUGAGAAGAAUUUCCACAUCUUCUACUACAUCUAUGCCGGGCUGGCCGACAGGAAGAAGCUGGCCCACUACAAGCUGUCCGACAACAAGACACCAAAGUACCUGUGCAACGAGCACGGCAAACCCGGGCCCGACAUUGUGAGCAGCGGCCGCUACAAGGAGCGAUUUGACGCGGUGGAGCAGUGUUUCAAAGUCAUCGGCUUCUCCCUGGAGGAGCUGGGCAGCGUGUACAGUACCCUGGCGGCCAUCCUCAAGUCGGGCGACGUCCGCUUCUCCGCCGUGGUCUCGGAGCACCAGACUGACAAGAGCACCGUCGCCAACAUGUCUGUCCUGGAAAGCGUGGCAUCGUUGCUGCGCAUUCGCCCGGACGAGCUCCAGGAAGCCUUGACCUCCCACUGCGUGGUGGCCCGGGGCGAGACCAUCGUGCGCCCCAACCCGGUGGAGAAGGCGGUGGAGGUGAGGGACGCCAUGAGCAAGGCUCUGUACGGCCGCCUCUUCAGCUGGAUCGUCAACCGCAUCAACGUGCUGCUGCAGCCUGAUGGCCGCCUCGGAGAGGACGACCAGGGCUUGAACAUCGGCAUCCUGGACAUCUUUGGCUUUGAGAACUUCAAGAGGAACUCCUUUGAGCAGCUUUGCAUCAACAUCGCCAAUGAGCAGAUCCACUUUUAUUUCAACCAGCACAUCUUCGCCUUGGAGCAGGAUGAGUAUCUAAACGAAGACGUGGACGCUCGCAUGAUUGAGUAUGAGGACAACCGGCCGUUGCUGGACCUGUUCCUGCAGAAGCCCGUGGGCAUGCUGGCCCUCCUAGACGAGGAAAGCCGCUUCCCGCGGGCCACCGAUCAGACGCUGGUCGAGAAAUUCCAAGAUAACCUGAAGACCAAAAACUUCUGGAGACCAAAGAGGAUCGAUCUAGGAUUUGGUAUUCAGCACUAUGCCGGAAAGGUGAUCUACAACGCUGCGGGCUUCCUCGCCAAGAAUCGAGACGCGCUUUCCGCGGAUAUCGUGCUCCUCCUGAGAUCCUCGGAGAACGAGCUGGUUCGCAAGCUGGUCACCCACCCGCUCACCAAAACGGGCAACCUGGCCCACACCAAAGGCAAAGCCGUCUCCACGCUCCUCACCCCGCGCACCUUCGCAAAGCCGAUUGAGACGGACGCGCCCUACCAUCCUCGAGAAACCACCAACAUGAGAUCGCAGACAGUGGCGUCCUACUUCAGAUACUCCUUGAUGGAUCUGCUGUCCAAGAUGGUGGCGGGGCAGCCCCACUUUGUGCGCUGCAUCAAACCCAACAACGACAGGCGAGCCAACAAGUUUGACCGGGAGAAGGUUGCGCUCCAGCUGCGCUACACGGGGAUCCUGGAGACGGCCAAGAUCCGCCGGCAGGGCUACUCGCACCGCGUUCCCUUUGCUAAUUUCCUCAAGAGGUACGGCAUCUUGGCGUUCCGUGCCCACGAGGAACCCCCGGAGACUCCGCAGACGUGCGCCGCCAUCCUGGAAAAAGCCAAGCUGGACAACUGGGCCAUGGGCAAGACCAAGGUUUUCCUCAAGUACUACCACGUGGAGCAUCUGAAUCUGAUGGUGCAGCAGGCCACGCAGCGCAUCGUGCUGCUCCAGGCCUGCGUUCGAGGCUGGCUGGGCUCCCGACGCUACCGCCGACUCUUGAAGGAGCGAGAGAGCGGCGCUCUGGUCCUCCAGGCUGCGUACAGAGGCUACAAAGUGCGAAAGAGGGUCUCCGAUGACAAGAACCAGAAGCUGGAGGCUUUUGUGCUCCGCUUUCAAGCUGUCUGCCGGCGCUAUCUUGCCAAAAAGAAGUCCAAGGAAUUGGUGGAGGAGAAGCACCGAGCGGCAAGGGAGACUCAGGCGGACGAGGUUGAGAAGAACUUGGAAAGGAAACGAGAAGCCUCCGAGGAUGCAGAGAAAGCUCAGAGCGUCGAGUGGGAGAAGCCACCCGAACCGGACCGGGACAUUCCCUGUCCGUCUUCAAGCGACGAAAGUAUAACAGAGCAAACCAAGGCCGCCGUGGUCCUGCAGAGCAACUUUCGAGGCUACCGAGAGAGGAAGAAGUUUAAGGAGAGAAAGACGACUGGAGCCGAAGCCAACCUGCGGCCGCUGUCAGAAGAGGAAGGUGGCCAAGAAGCAGAGGAAGGUGUGAGGAGCCCCGAGGAUGACGAUGAGGAUACAUAUGAAGCAGAGGACAACCAAGACAGCGACCACACGCAGGUGCCAGAUGAUGAGGAUGACACAGAAGUGGCGGAUGAGCAGACGCUUGAGUCCGAGGAACAAGUCCCGCAGGCCCUUGGGUCCGAGGAACAAGUUCCGCAGGCGCUUGUGUCCGAGGAAGCCAAAGCCGCCGUGGUCCUCCAGAGUAACUUCAGAGGGCACAUGGCGAGAAAGAAGCUUCAGAAAGAAGCCCAGGGAAACAUGAACCACCCAUAUGAGCAGGCGGCUUCCAUUGAAGAUACCAUGGAGCAUGGCGGCAGAGACCCGGAGGAGACCAAAGCCGCCCUGGUCCUUCAGAGUCACUUCAGGGGCCACAAAGAACGCAAACGACUUGGCAAAGAAAGGCAGAGCCCUGGCAGGAGGACACAAGAACUCAAAGAGGACCCAGAAUCCUAUGAGAACCUGCAGGUUCCGGGGGAAGAACCCUUAUCUCCAAACGAUGUGGAGCUAGAAUUAGUAGAGGAGCCUUUGGAUGCCUCCCAUGUUCUUUUGGAAUGUGAGGAUGACAAACAGGAGGAAGAAGAGGCUGCGCUAAAGAUCCAGAGUAACUUCAGAGGCUACAAGCAGCGCAAGAAAAUGAAGGCCAGCAAGCAGGCGGCGCAGGAGGAGGCCCAGCAGCUGGAGACUUUCUCCAAGCAGAUCGCAAAGACUUCUCACAACUUUGCAGCCCUGCAGCGGAAGUUGACGGAGCUCAUCCAGGCCCAUCGAUCAAAGCCGCAGACAAACGGCGUUUUUGUCAAGGAGAAAGCAAUCGACGGCGUCGCUAGCCUGCUGCGCAAAUCACCAGACAAACGACUGUCGAGGCCACCCCGCCGCAGCCUGCAGCCCAAGAUCCUCAACACUCCCGAGGACUCCACCUACUACACAUUGAUCCAUCGCUCCGUCCGGGAUGACAAGCGCAAGCCCAGGAAAGAAGCUCCAGGUAAACUAGUGGAUGUGGACCAGCACUACUACCAGACUUUGCCCACCAGCAAGUCCACGCCCACCCUUGCCUCCGAGGAAACAUCGUCCAAUAGAGGCAUCCGGCGCAGGUUUUCCGAGGAUCGGAUCCGCUCCGUGAGGACAGAUCCCGAACCUGCCGACACCAGACGGCCAGAAGAAUCCAAGCCCCGGUCCGAACCUGCCAAAAACACAAGAACGCCGUCUGCCGGCGUCGACGACAACCCGCACGACUUCAGGCACCUGCUGAGGAAGACCUCGCAGAGACGAAGGCUCAUCCGACAGUACCGAGCAAAGGACUGAACUUUUCCUUGGUUUUGUUUUGAAUCAUACGACGGCGACAAUGGCAAUUAAGUCAAGUCACACUGACCAACGAGAACUUUUUAGGUGGGAAUAAUAAUUGAUAGCAAACAGCCCUACCUGAUUGCAGAUUGUUUGGUGUCACAUUGGCUGUUAAACGUCGCCCACUCAGCAUCACUUGCAGCCUGCCCAUCUGCGCUCUCUUUUCAAGGGUCUCAUUUUUUUCAGGUUUUUUUGGUGGCGGGGUCCCUGAUCUAGGGUGUCAAGAUUUGUGUGAUCAUGUGAAGCCCUUUAGAGACUUUUCUGUGAGGAUGGGCAAGAGACUUGACCUGAAUCCUUGCAAAUAAAAGCCUUGCA
This is a messenger RNA of Syngnathus typhle (broad-nosed pipefish), 5418 nucleotides long. RefSeq names its product myosin IIIA (gene myo3a). The coding region runs from base 10 to 5064 and encodes 1684 amino acids. The record is from RefSeq and is a predicted model, not a curated record. NCBI's taxonomy places the organism in Eukaryota, Metazoa, Chordata, Actinopteri, Syngnathiformes, Syngnathidae. Gene Ontology annotation, biological process: protein phosphorylation. Gene Ontology annotation, cellular component: myosin complex. Gene Ontology annotation, molecular function: ATP binding; cytoskeletal motor activity; protein kinase activity. The transcript is spliced from 35 exons.